Messenger RNA from Pipistrellus kuhlii (Kuhl's pipistrelle), 571 nucleotides. RefSeq names its product cytochrome c oxidase assembly protein COX14. The record is from RefSeq and is a predicted model, not a curated record. Gene Ontology annotation, cellular component: mitochondrion. Gene Ontology annotation, biological process: mitochondrial respiratory chain complex IV assembly. The transcript has 2 exons. The coding region runs from base 172 to 345 and encodes 57 amino acids. NCBI's taxonomy places the organism in Eukaryota, Metazoa, Chordata, Mammalia, Chiroptera, Vespertilionidae.
GGGGUGGGUAGGCGGGAGGGGGAAAGGUGGCUUCCCUGACCAAUAGCACCUCAGUGUCUAGGGUUGUUCCUGGACCGCCGCCCUCGUGUCAGGUGCCGCGCGCACUGGUGGCGGGACGCUGCCCGUGCAGCCUCGGUGGACGGGAGCGAGCUGCAACCUCCAGGGGACGACAUGCCAACUGCCAAGCAACUAGCUGACAUUGGCUACAAGACUUUCUCCGCCUCCAUGAUGCUCCUUACUGUGUAUGGGGGCUACCUCUGCAGUGUUCGAGCCUACCACUUUUUCCAGCGGCGCAUGUCCCGGCGCCAGGCUGCAGAAGAACAGAAGACCUCAGGAGACCUAUAGAACUGGGGCUCUUCUCCUUGACCAGAGAGGCCUGAGGCAUGCUGUGGAAAGAGCUCACCAACAAUCAUCCAAAUCAAGAGAACCAGGGCCUUAAUGGUUUUCAAGUCCUGCUGGGGAUCAGUGCCCAUUGUGUUCUCUGGAACUGCCAUAUAAGGAGGCUAUCAAAUCGUAACAGGAAUUGGGGCAGGGGAAGGCACAUGUACAGACAUUAAAUAUUUUGUCAUGU